AUGAAGGUCUUAUUUGUUCUACUAAUUGUCUCCUCAGCCCUACACCAGAGCCACGGAGACGAUAUCAUCAGAAAUGACUUUGAAGUCCCAGAUGCAGACGGUGCUUACAAAUGGGCCCUGCAGACAGAAGGGGGUAUAUACCACGAGCAGCGAGGCUCCCUACAGCCCAGCGACUCCGGCGCACCAAGUCUCGUGGUGGAAGGACAAUAUCAAUACACCGCGCCGAACGGACAGAUUAUCCACGUUUUCUACAGAGCAGAUAAGAAUGGCUUCCAACCAAAUCUACGACGUCCCGGCUCCACUUAA
This is a messenger RNA of Leptosia nina, 306 nucleotides long. Lineage: Eukaryota; Metazoa; Arthropoda; Insecta; Lepidoptera; Pieridae. The record is from the annotation of a GenBank genome assembly.